AUGUUGAGAUUUAGACUGCAAAGCGGGGCCUCGAGAAGGUUUUUGAGCCAAACUUCGAGUUUGCUGGCUGCUAAGAAACAGCACGAUUUGGUUAUCAUCGGGGCUGGUCCUGGUGGCUACGUUGCUGCUAUCAAGGCUGCGCAACUUGGGUUUGACGUUGCGUGUGUGGAAAAGCGUGGCAGAGCUGGUGGUACUUGUUUGAACGUGGGGUGCAUUCCAUCCAAAGCGUUGCUUAACAACUCGCACCUAUACCAUCAGAUGAAGCACGACUCGAAGCAACGUGGUAUCGACAUCAACGGGGAUGUUGCCAUCAACAUGGGUCAAUUCCAAAAGGCCAAGGACACCUGUGUCAAGCAAUUGACCGGAGGUAUCGAAAUGUUGUUCAAAAAGAAUGGCGUUACUUACUACAAAGGGCUCGGCUCUUUUGAAAACGAAAACAGUAUCAAAGUGUCCCCUGUUGAAGGUAUUGAAGGAAGUAUCGCGGAAGAGACCAUUUUGGAGACCAAAAACAUCAUCGUUGCCACUGGUUCUGAGGUCACUCCUUUCCCUGGUAUCAAGAUCGACGAGGAGAGGAUCGUCUCUUCUACUGGUGCUUUGGAUCUCAAGGAAGUCCCAAAGAGAUUGGCUAUCAUCGGGGGUGGUAUCAUUGGGCUUGAAAUGGGAUCUGUGUACUCCAGAUUGGGCUCCAAGGUGAGCGUUAUUGAAUUUCAGCCCAAGAUCGGUGCCACCAUGGACAAUGAAGUCGCCACCACUACUCAAAAGUUCUUGAAGAAACAAGGUUUCGACUUCAAGUUGGGUACCAAGGUCAUCUCUGCUGAAAGAAACGGCGACGUUGUUAACAUCGAAGUUGAAAACGUGAAGAGCGGUAAGAAGGAGAAUUUGGAAGCCGACGUACUAUUGGUUGCCGUUGGCAGAAGACCAUUCAUCCAAGGUCUAAAUGCUGAAUCACUUGGUCUAGACGUUGACAAGAGAGGCCGUUUGGUCAUUGACGAACAGUUCAAUACCAAGUUCCCUCACAUCAAGGUCAUCGGUGACGUCACUUUCGGUCCUAUGUUGGCCCACAAGGCCGAAGAAGAAGGUAUCGCCGCUGUGGAAUAUUUGAAGCAAGGACACGGUCAUGUCAACUAUGCUAACAUUCCAUCUGUCAUGUACUCCCACCCAGAAGUUGCCUGGGUUGGAAAGACCGAAGAACAGUUGAAAGAAGACAAGAUCAAUUACAAGGUCGGUAAGUUCCCAUUCAUGGCAAAUUCCAGGGCUAAAACCAACAUGGACACCGAAGGUUUUGUUAAGAUUUUGAUCGAUGCUGAAACCGAGCGCCUGUUGGGUGCUCAUAUUGUUGGUCCAAACGCUGGUGAAAUGAUCGCAGAGGCGGGUCUAGCUCUUGAAUACGGAGCCUCAGCUGAGGACAUCGCUCGUGUGUGUCACGCUCACCCAACCUUGUCUGAGGCUUUCAAAGAAGCUAACUUGGCAGCCUUCUCCAAAUCUAUUAACUUCUAA
This is a messenger RNA of Lachancea dasiensis, 1497 nucleotides long. The record is from the annotation of a GenBank genome assembly. NCBI's taxonomy places the organism in Eukaryota, Fungi, Ascomycota, Saccharomycetes, Saccharomycetales, Saccharomycetaceae.